AUGAUGUUGUCUAGUGCAUUAGGUAUUGACUGUGCACUUAUUUUUAUUAGUAUAUUGAUAAUAUAUUGUCAAUCUCGUAGUAUGGCUACUUUAGUUGGAUUCAAUUCUGCCAUAGCUGGCUCCAUUGUCAAUGUGGUCUUUGUUUGUCAACUGUGUGUAUUUCGUGGUUUCCUUGUGCAUAGCUCAUGUGGCCUUCUCUAUCAUUCAUUUUGUGUUCAGGCGCUUUAUCGUCUUUUGGGUACUAUACCAGAACGACAACCAUAUCUUCAAUCGGAAUGCACUAUAACAUGUAUUAUCCUAGUACAAUGGUUAGUUUCCUUAAAUUUUGCUCUUCCUCGUCUUUUGAAUGGCUAA
This is a messenger RNA of Rotaria socialis, 354 nucleotides long. The record is from the annotation of a GenBank genome assembly. Lineage: Eukaryota; Metazoa; Rotifera; Eurotatoria; Philodinida; Philodinidae.